AGCCAUCCUGAUGGCUUUGGGGGCCUUGCUUCCAUUUUCCAUUAUUAUGUGGACUACCGGAGCGACAGCGCAGUCCAAGACCUUGCAGGAUGUCUCGCCGCAAGCAAGCGAAACCGAGAUCCCUCAAAGACCCCAACUGUGAACUUGAAGACAAGACUGAAGAUGGAGAGGCAGCGGACUGUAAGAAGAGGCCGGAAGAUGGUGAGGAGCUGGAAGACGAAGCCGUGCACAGCUGUGACAGCUGCUUCCAGGUGUUUGAGUCACUGAGCGACAUCACCGAACACAAGAUUAAUCGAUGUCAGCUGACAGAUGGAGUGGAUGUGGAAGAUGACCCCACUUGCUCCUGGCCAGCUUCCUCACCCUCGAGCAAGGACCAGACUUCCCCCAGCCACGGAGAAGGUUGCGAUUUUGGAGAGGAAGAAGGUGGCCCUGGACUCCCUUAUCCAUGCCAAUUCUGUGACAAGUCGUUCAGCCGUCUCAGCUACCUAAAGCACCAUGAGCAGAGUCACAGCGACAAGCUGCCUUUCAAAUGCACUUACUGCAGUAGGCUGUUCAAACACAAGCGGAGCCGAGAUCGCCACAUCAAACUCCACACCGGGGACAAGAAGUACCACUGCAGCGAAUGCGAUGCCGCGUUCUCCAGAAGUGAUCACCUGAAGAUCCACUUAAAGACUCACACGUCCAACAAGCCAUAUAAAUGUGCCAUUUGUCGCCGUGGGUUCCUGUCCUCUAGUUCCUUACACGGACACAUGCAGGUUCACGAAAGGAACAAGGACGGCUCCCAGUCCGGUUCCAGGAUGGAGGACUGGAAGAUGAAGGACACUCAGAAGUGCAGUCAGUGCGAGGAAGGCUUUGACUUCCCGGAAGACCUCCAGAAGCACAUUGCAGAGUGCCACCCUGAGUGCUCCCCGAACGAGGACCGGGCGGCCCUCCAGUGUGUCUACUGCCACGAGCUCUUUGUGGAGGAGACCUCCCUGAUGAACCACAUGGAGCAGAUGCACGGCGGGGAGAAGAAGAACUCCUGCACCAUCUGCUCUGAGAGCUUCCACACCGUCGAGGAACUGUACAGCCACAUGGACAGUCACCAGCAACCGGAGUCAUGCAACCACAGCAACAGCCCUUCCCUGGUCACGGUGGGCUACACCUCCGUGUCCAGCACAACUCCGGACUCCAACCUCUCAGUGGACAGCUCGACCAUGGUGGAAGCCGCCCCGCCAAUCCCCAAGAGUCGAGGGAGGAAGCGGGCCUCUCAGCAAACCCCGGACAUGACCGUCCCCUCAAGUAAACAGGCAAAAGUCACCUACAGCUGUAUUUACUGCAACAAGCAGUUGUUUUCGAGUCUGGCGGUUCUGCAGAUUCACCUGAAAACUAUGCAUUUAGAUAAGCCAGAGCAGGCCCACAUUUGUCAGUAUUGCUUGGAGGUACUGCCCUCCCUCUAUAACCUCAAUGAACACCUUAAGCAAGUGCACGAAGCUCAGGACCCAGGUCUGAUCGUUUCUGCCAUGCCUGCCAUAGUCUACCAGUGCAACUUCUGCUCCGAAGUUGUCAAUGACCUCAACACCCUUCAGGAACACAUCCGAUGUUCUCACGGAUUUGCCAACCCUGCGGCUAAGGACAGCAACGCUUUUUUCUGUCCCCAUUGCUACAUGGGGUUCCUCACUGACUCUUCCCUCGAAGAGCAUAUAAGGCAGGUCCACUGCGACCUCAGUGGCUCCCGAUUUGGGUCUCCAGUGCUCGGGACUCCAAAAGAACCAGUCGUAGAAGUCUAUUCUUGUUCCUAUUGUACGAAUUCUCCAAUAUUCAACAGCGUUCUUAAACUGAACAAGCACAUCAAAGAGAAUCAUAAAAACAUUCCCUUGGCCCUGAAUUAUAUUCACAACGGGAAGAAAUCCAGGGCCUUGAGCCCCCUCUCUCCUGUGGCCAUAGAGCAGACAUCUCUUAAGAUGAUGCAGGCCGUCGGAGGUGCGCCUGCGCGGCCGGUGGGAGAGUAUAUCUGUAAUCAGUGUGGUGCUAAGUACACGUCCCUGGACGGCUUUCAGACUCACCUGAAAACUCAUCUCGACACCGUGCUUCCGAAACUGACCUGUCCUCAGUGCAACAAGGAGUUCCCCAACCAAGAAUCCCUGCUGAAGCACGUCACCAUUCAUUUUAUGAUCACCUCCACGUACUACAUCUGCGAGAGUUGUGACAAGCAGUUCACGUCGGUGGACGACCUUCAGAAACACCUGCUGGACAUGCACACCUUCGUCUUCUUCCGCUGCACCCUGUGUCAAGAGGUUUUCGACUCGAAGGUCUCCAUUCAGCUCCACUUGGCCGUGAAGCACAGUAACGAGAAGAAGGUCUACCGCUGCACGUCCUGCAACUGGGACUUCCGCAACGAGACAGACCUGCAGCUGCACGUGAAGCACAACCACCUGGAGAACCAGGGCAAAGUGCACAAGUGCAUCUUCUGCGGCGAGUCCUUCGGCACCGAGGUGGAGCUGCAGUGCCACAUCACCACCCACAGCAAGAAGUACAACUGCAAGUUCUGCAGCAAAGCCUUCCACGCCAUUAUCCUGCUGGAGAAGCACCUGCGGGAGAAGCACUGCGUGUUCGACGCCAAGACGCCCAACUGCGGCGCCAACGGGGCCUCGGAGCAGGCACAGAAGGAGGAGGUGGAGCUGCAGACCCUGCUGACCAACAGCCAGGAGUCGCACAACAGCCACGACGGGAGCGAGGAGGACGUGGACACCUCGGAGCCCAUGUACGGCUGCGACAUCUGCGGGGCGGCCUACACCAUGGAGACCCUGCUGCAGAACCACCAGCUGCGGGACCACAACAUCCGGCCUGGGGAGAGUGCCAUCGUGAAGAAGAAAGCCGAGCUCAUCAAAGGCAACUACAAGUGCAACGUGUGCUCUCGAACCUUCUUCUCGGAAAACGGCCUCCGGGAACACAUGCAGACCCACCUGGGCCCCGUCAAACACUACAUGUGCCCCAUCUGUGGGGAGCGCUUCCCCUCCCUCUUGACUCUGACCGAACACAAAGUCACGCACAGUAAGAGCCUCGAUACCGGAAACUGCCGCAUCUGCAAGAUGCCGCUGCAGAGCGAAGAGGAGUUUCUAGAGCAUUGCCAGAUGCACCCCGACCUGAGGAAUUCCCUGACGGGAUUUCGCUGUGUGGUCUGCAUGCAGACGGUGACCUCCACCUUAGAACUCAAAAUCCACGGGACGUUCCACAUGCAAAAGACAGGCAACGGGUCUGCGGUCCAGACCACGGGGCGUGGCCAGCACGUCCCCAAACUGUACAAGUGCGCGUCCUGCCUCAAGGAAUUCCGUUCCAAGCAAGAUCUGGUGAAACUUGACAUCAACGGCCUGCCAUAUGGUCUGUGUGCCGGCUGCGUGAAUCUCAGUAAGAGCGGCAGCCCGGGCAUCAGCAUCCCUCCCGGCACGAGUAGACCAGGCCUGGGCCAGAAUGAGAACCUGAGUGCCAUGGAGGGUAAGGGCAAGGCCGGGGCGCUGAAGACGCGCUGUUCCAGCUGCAACGUUAAGUUUGAGUCUGAAAGUGAACUCCAGAACCACAUCCAAACGGUCCACCGAGAGCUGGUGCCAGACGGCAACAGCACACAGUUGAAAACGCCGCAAGUAUCGCCCAUGCCCAGAAUCAGCCCCUCCCAGUCGGAUGAGAAGAAGACCUACCAGUGCAUCAAGUGUCAGAUGGUUUUCUACAAUGAAUGGGACAUUCAGGUGCAUGUUGCAAAUCACAUGAUUGAUGAAGGACUGAACCAUGAGUGCAAACUCUGCAGCCAGACCUUCGACUCCCCUGCCAAACUCCAGUGCCACCUGAUCGAGCACAGCUUUGAAGGGAUGGGCGGUACCUUCAAGUGUCCUGUCUGCUUUACAGUGUUUGUUCAAGCAAACAAGUUGCAGCAGCAUAUUUUCUCUGCCCAUGGACAAGAAGACAAGAUCUAUGACUGCACACAAUGUCCACAGAAGUUUUUCUUCCAAACAGAGCUGCAGAGUUGACGACAGAUGGCCAUCUCCGAACUGCCAUCAGUGAGACCUUAUGGAGCAUUCAGCUAGUGUGUACUGAAGAGCACCGCGGCCAGUGCUGCAGCUCCCUCCCCUCCCCCACCCCCUGGAAAUGUUCAUCACCUCUGCCACAUUCCACUUUGGCUGGGCUCUGCUGGCCCUGCCGGCUCCUGUGUCACCAAGACAGCCUGCUACCACAGCACCGGAAGAUCUGCCUCUGUUAGGAGCGAGAAACUGCGGGCACAGUCGUCCUGCAAAGACAGCACUCUGAUUCAGCACCUUUGCAGGCAGAUCCUUGGGUGAGAGCUGGACCUCCACAUUUCUAGAACAUUCCGCAAUCCAGGGAGGCGCGUUGAAGUCCCCCGUGUGUUCCUGUUUUAGAUGUUUGCUCUACAUGUGGAUACGUCUCCUCACAUUAGCAGAGACACAAUGCCAGGAAUAGACUCUUUGUGUUUACAGAUUUCGAUCGGACUCUUGGAAAGCACCACUUCCGUAUCCACCUGCUGUGGCAGUUAGAGUUAGAGAGAAGGUAGUCAUGGGCUUCAAUGCUCAAGCCCCUGAAAUGGGCAGAGAAUCCACUGCAGCAUCCUCUGACCCGUCCAUGGGGCAAUCCCUUGGCCAGCCGCAUGAAGUGAGCUGUUGCUGCACAUUUGGAGAAAGAUUGAUAGUUUGUUCUUCACUGAGUUUGCUAAGGCCAGGCGGCUUCAGAGCCAUGCGUGUAUUUUCAGAGGAAUUCACAUUUGUAUCCUUUAUUGUUAUAUUUGCAGCGAAUCUACAGCUCAUAACAGGCUCUGCCCCGCAGCUAUGAAGGAGUGAGUUCCCCUCAUUGGGGAGAGAGUGGUGUUCUGUGAAAGCCCGAGAUGUGGCGGGUGAGAUGAAUAGUGCUUAAAAGCGGUGCUCGCGGUGCUGUCAUCUAGAACAGCAACUCCGAAGCUUUAAACGGGAGUGAAAGGCAGGGUAAACGAGUCCUUUCAAAGUGGUGAAAUUUUAAACUGCCUAAA
Mesoplodon densirostris (Blainville's beaked whale) is the source of this 5008-nucleotide messenger RNA. It is a transcript of the gene ZNF521, whose product is annotated as zinc finger protein 521. The transcript is spliced from 8 exons. The record is from RefSeq and is a predicted model, not a curated record. Gene Ontology annotation, cellular component: nucleus; chromosome. Bases 90 to 4001 code for a protein of 1303 amino acids. Gene Ontology annotation, molecular function: DNA-binding transcription factor activity, RNA polymerase II-specific; RNA polymerase II transcription regulatory region sequence-specific DNA binding; chromatin insulator sequence binding. NCBI's taxonomy places the organism in Eukaryota, Metazoa, Chordata, Mammalia, Artiodactyla, Ziphiidae. Gene Ontology annotation, biological process: regulation of transcription by RNA polymerase II.